Molecule: messenger RNA, 662 nt
Organism: Bactrocera latifrons
Lineage: Eukaryota; Metazoa; Arthropoda; Insecta; Diptera; Tephritidae
Product: pupal cuticle protein Edg-78E-like
Exons: 2
Coding region: 54-479 (141 amino acids)
Cellular component (GO): chitin-based extracellular matrix
Molecular function (GO): structural constituent of chitin-based larval cuticle
Source: RefSeq, a predicted model, not a curated record
UCGAGGCAGAAGCAUCUAUUUCAACAACAAGCCAACACCAACCAACCAGCAAAAUGUCAAAAACAACCACCACUUCCAUUGCCAUUGCAUUCGUUGCCACCAUCAUACUCUGUCAUUGCAACCACUUCGUAGCAGCGCGUCCUGAUCAAUACGAUGCCGCUGCCGAGACGCGUAAUUUCAAAAGCGAAGUGAAAGAGGAUGGCAGUUACCAAUAUCAGUAUGAAACUUCGAAUGGCAUUGCUGCUGGCGAAUCCGGUGUAGGCGGUUAUUAUGCGAGCGGCUCUUCAGCCUAUUAUGCGCCAGAUGGUCAGCUCAUUCAGCUGAGCUAUACUGCCGAUGAGAAUGGUUUCCAUCCGGCUGGCGAACAUUUGCCCACACCACCUCCAAUACCUGAGGCCAUUCUCAAAGCGCUUGAAUAUAUUCGCACACAUCCGCAGCAGGAGGACCGCAAGGGAGCUAGCGGCCAAGCUCAAUUCUAAGUCCGUAAAUGAAUAAGUCCAUAUACACAUACAUGCAUAUAAUGUAGGAGCUUACACGCAUAUAAAAACAUAUAUACAUAUAAUGAGUAAAUGGGUUUUUUACUUUUGUUGAAAUCGAAAAAAAUGAUUGUUGUCUUCGUUGGUUUGGUUGCAAGUCUGCACAAUUCGCUUAUAAAUAGCAUU